CUCGUUUUACGAGUUCUUUUUCGCCGGCGUUGUUCAUAGGAAAGCGUGUAUUUACCCUCUUUUUUACGGUCGUGCUCGCGGGAAAGAUUUUAUGAAACUGGGUAGCGUUUGGCUGGCCGCACAAAUCCAGGAUUAGGAUCCAUCUUUGGAGUGGGAUUUGAGCGAUGUCGACGAUACGAGUAUUGUCGGAGCAGGAUCAGGAAGAUCUUGCCGCGGAUUACAUGGACGAGUACUUGUUGAGUCUGGAGUACCUUCCACAAGAUAUGUGCCGCAAUCUGAUGGAAUUACGCAAAAAGGAAAUAGAAUACCAAGACCUCUCCGGCCGCGCCACAGCAACCCAAUCCACCCUCUUCCAGCACCAACGCUAUAAUCAAUACUCGACUCCCACCCCGCAAGAGCUCCAGUACAUUGAGCGGAUACGAAACUAUUUCAUCAAAGCAACCCGGGCAGCUGAGCAAAAGUGCGCUGUCGCCAACGAGAGCUUGAAAUUGCUUGAAGAUCACUUGAGAGAACUUGAUGAGGGUUUAUUGAAGAUUGGGAUUGAGGUCAACGAUGAGGAGAUUGAUGCCAUUUCCGUACCGGAAAAUAUCCCUCACACACCACCUCCCCACUCGCGAAUUCGGCCGUCACGAAAGGCCCUUCGCACCCCCCACCUCCGCACACCAACACCGACCCCGUCCUCAUCUUCCACCUCCUCUUCAGACUCUGAAUCCGACCCAAUCUAUUGUCUUUGUCGCCAAGGCUCCUAUGGCGACAUGGUCGGCUGUGAUAACGAGCAUUGUCCAUUCGAGUGGUUUCAUUAUGAAUGCGUUGGGUUGACCAAACCACCUGUAGGAAUGUGGUUUUGCCCAAGGUGCCGCGUGCGCUAGGGGAGUAACUGGUUGACUUUGGUCAGGUGCAUUAGGCAUUGUGGAUGCAAUAUGUGGUGUAUGCUAUUUUCUCUUUAAUAUAUAAUUUUGCUAUAAGGAUGUG
This is a messenger RNA of Spizellomyces punctatus DAOM BR117, 972 nucleotides long. RefSeq lists its product as uncharacterized. Lineage: Eukaryota; Fungi; Chytridiomycota; Chytridiomycetes; Spizellomycetales; Spizellomycetaceae. Gene Ontology annotation, cellular component: nucleus; Rpd3L complex; Rpd3L-Expanded complex. The record is from RefSeq and is a predicted model, not a curated record. The transcript has 5 exons. The coding region runs from base 165 to 869 and encodes 234 amino acids. Gene Ontology annotation, biological process: regulation of DNA-templated transcription.